AUGGCGGGUCGAAUGCGAGAAAACCUACUUACUCACUCGAGGCGGUUGGUCAACAUCAUCAACCACGGUCCUUCCAGCGACACUCGUCUCCCCCACCCAAGGAAUCCGAUGAAUAGAUUUCUGACAACUAAUGAACCCCUCCAAGGCCCACCGUGGCACAAUCCGACGUCUUUGGAUGCGGAUAUUGCUCUCAACAUGAAGCUGCGUCCACUCUGUGCAAUAUGGUCCGGUAUUUACAACCGCUUUAUGGUCUGCUUUCUCUGCUUAAUUAGAUGCCCCUGCGUUCUCCACGAAAUCUCAUCAAAACUUCUCGGCAAGGGGGAGGAGGCAAGACUCCGUUUCGCCAUUCAGAAUAAAGUAUCGUCUCAAUCCCAGCAAAUCCAACUAGCAACGAUGCAUUUCACUCGCCACCUGGUCCCGGCCGUCUUCGCGUCCGCCGCGGCCGCCGAAAAGACCUUCUGCGGUGCCCCCAACGACUAUGAGGUCCUCAUGGGCACUCCGUGGAUCGUCUACUCGAUGAACUACGCCUACCAGGCCAUCAAGGGAUCGGCUUGCACCGGCUACUACGGCACGUCCGGGUCCGGCGACGCGCAACGAAUCCAAUGGAGCAGCAUCUGGGACAUUGAUCCCACGUACCAAAAGGACGUCGUCAAGGGAUACUCCUUCAUCGGCCUGACCCAGAACCUCGAGACCAAGCUCAGUGACAUUCAGAGCAUCCCCAGCACCUACAGCUGGACUGUCUCCAACUCUUCGGCCUACAAGGGCAACGUCGUCUACGACUUCAUGACCUCCGACACCAAAGGCGACAGCACGUCCAGCAACGCCCAGGAGCUCAUGCUCUGGCUCCGCUGGGAAGGCGGACAGGUGCCCAUUGGCUGGGCCGACGGCCCGACGGCCACGAUCGACGGGCUCUUUGGCAAGGACGGGUGGAAGCUAUACCAGGGCAAGAACACCGAUACCGGCAUCACCGUGUCUUCGCUGCUUGCUCCCACCCAGUACGGCGACCUGGAGAAGGGCUCCUUCGAGGGAGACAUCAAGGACUGGCUCCUCGCGCUCUCCAAGCAAGGCGUCUUCUCCGAGAGUACCUACGUCAAUGUCGGAAAUGCUGGUCAGGAGCCGUACUGGGGUACCGUCACGUUCAACAACACUCUUGGCUUGAACAUCAACCUUUGA
Messenger RNA from Colletotrichum lupini, 1173 nucleotides. RefSeq names its product xyloglucan-specific endo-beta-1,4-glucanase A. Lineage: Eukaryota; Fungi; Ascomycota; Sordariomycetes; Glomerellales; Glomerellaceae. The transcript is spliced from 6 exons. Bases 1 to 1173 code for a protein of 390 amino acids. The record is from RefSeq and is a predicted model, not a curated record. Gene Ontology annotation, molecular function: cellulase activity. Gene Ontology annotation, biological process: polysaccharide catabolic process.